Anguilla anguilla (European eel) is the source of this 2304-nucleotide messenger RNA. Its product is annotated as leucine-rich repeat-containing protein 3B-like. NCBI's taxonomy places the organism in Eukaryota, Metazoa, Chordata, Actinopteri, Anguilliformes, Anguillidae. The record is from RefSeq and is a predicted model, not a curated record. The transcript is spliced from 2 exons. Gene Ontology annotation, molecular function: protein binding. The coding region runs from base 362 to 1099 and encodes 245 amino acids.
CACCGAGGAUACAUCCAAGUCCUUAGCGAUGACUCCUCCCUCGCUUCUCGUCUAACAGCUGGAGGAUGUUCAGAUCGGUUGCUGUAAAAAUCAGUUGCUGGGAGAAUAUCACCUCAACACGGUUGACUCUUAACAAAUUCGUUUACGAUGAUAACAUUUGUUAAAGAACGUUCAGAGACUGGUUUUAUUGCUGGCAGUGUGGAGGCAUACUACAUGAGUCUAUCUGAGCUGAAGCCCGGGUCACCUGGUCUGCAGCAUGGGGUGUGAGUGAAUGCCAGUGCGUCUCGGGGGGAACUGGAGACGGGCACUGGCGGGAUUAUGCUGACCUGUGCUGGACCUGUGGCUGACCCGCUCCCUCCCCAUGUGUCUGCUGCUCCAAAGCCUGGUCCUCAUGGCCCUGUGCUUUCACCCCGCCAGCAUGUGCCCGAAGGGCUGCGCCUGUGUCCACGGCAACGGCCUCAACGUCACCUGCAGUCACGCCCAGCUGAAAGAGAUACCCCUAGACCUGCCGCCGGACACCGCCCUGCUCUGGCUCGACCACAACCAGGUCACCACCAUCCCGGACCAGGUCUUCAAGGAGCUGCACCUCCUGCGGGAGCUCAACCUGUCCCACAACGCCAUCAGGACGCUGGGCGAGAACGCCUUCAAGGGCGUGGAGAGCACCCUGCUGGUGCUGGACCUGUCCCACAACAGGAUCACCACCGUGCAGAAGAGCGUCUUUGCGCUGCUGAAAGCCCGGAUCAACAUGGACAACAACCCGUGGCACUGUGACUGCACGCUCCAGCAGGUGCUCAAGGGCAUGGCGUACAACCACGAGUCUGCCAGCCGGCUGCUGUGCAAGAGCUCCGAGCUGCACGACCACGGGCCCCCGCGGCCCUUCCUAGCCAUUGACGCCGACCUCUGCAACCUGGCCAAGCGCACAACUGACUACGCCAUGCUGGUCACCAUGUUCGGCUGGUUCACCAUGGUCAUCUCCUAUGUGGUUUACUACGUGCGGCAGAACCAGGAGGAUGCUCGCCGGCACCUGGAGUACCUGAAAUCCCUCCCCAGUAAACAGAAGAAAUCAGAUGAGGGAGAUGACAUCAGUACUGUGGUAUGACAUGGCCUGGGAGUUAGAGUCAUGUCACUUGACUAAUGGUAUGAUGUCACGUAACCGCAAAGUCUUUCCUCAUAUUUAGGAUCGUGUCGCAUUAAAGGUAGAGUGAUUGCUUGUGAUUUGUUGCUAUGACACCACAUUCUCAUGCAGAAUGACUAUAGGCUCAGGCUAGAUUCAUCAAAAUUAGUCUUUAAGUAGACUCAAUUAAAUGCAAGAGUGAGUUUUUAUUUUGACUAACAGUUCAGUAAGCUCAGUGAUUACCCUCAUUUACUUGAUUAAACUGACCAAACUGAUUGCAGAGAAAUAAGUAUUGUUUGAAUAUGUUUUAAGUCAAAGUUAAAGUCAAAUAUUGAUUUAUUCCAGGCUUAAGGCUCAGGACACAACUGUUUGCACAAUCUGUAAAAUACCAUGCAAAAUAUUAGGGGAGAGGAACUCCAAAUAACUCAUAUUUUCAAGCUUGUUCUCCCAUCUGACAAGUGUUUGCAGAAUUUUGGUAGAGCUGAAAAAAUUGGAUAUUUCCACUGUAAAAGAAUCAUAUUGAUUUCAAAAUUUGAAUUGACUUGAUUCAAAAUCCAUUACUGUCAGUCAAAAGCAGAGGUAUAACUGAUAUGAAAGAUAUGAAAAUGGACAUUAAAUGUGAACAAAGGGAUUCUGUAUGUCAUGAUAAACUUUUGAAAAACAGAUAUUUGGCAUUUUUACAUUAAAAAUAACAUGAAGAACAUUAGGCAAAUAUUAAUGGAAAUUACUUAUUUUAGAAAGCUGUAGUGUUUUGGCUAUUGAGCAGACUGCUGUCCAUUCAUGAACCCAUGUCUCUAGAUCAAGGGUAGGGAAAUGAAACGUAACCAGGCCAGCAUGUAUGCCCGCUAAAAUCAGUGUCAUCCACACAGUGGCAGAGCUGUUGUAUGUAUGUUACAACAGUAAAAAAAUCUGAUUGUAUAUUGAUGUUAAUAUUCAUCACAAAAUGAUCAAAUCCCCUUGCUUGUAUUACCUAUAUUUAACUCUGCAUUUACAAGAGCAAUUCACUUUUACACUUGAGCAAGCAUUCGACCUAACAAUGCCAUCUUUUAUAAACCUAUACAUAUCAAUUAUUUUAAAUAGAAUUCUCCACAGUUUAGAAUUGCCAACUGUGCCUCUCACGUUACCGCUGUGCUACUUUUCACCCUGCACUAGGAAGUCUGCGCUAAUGCAUGAGCACUCGCCCACGGGCC